AUUUCAUGCUCAUGACAAGCUUGUGGCGUUGCAUUGGUCUUCGCUGAUUGGUGUUUUCUGAACUGAUUGAAAGGAUUUAUAUUAGGGCUUUCUCCAACUGCACGACUGUAAUACUACCCAAAUAAGGAAGCGCAAUGAUUUGGCAACUUUUAGUCUCAGCGCUGCUCUCGUAUUGCCCAAGUCCAGCUCUUGUUCUCUUCCCUAACCAACAUGUGACUCCCAGUUGAUUCUUCUGUUUUGAAAAAUAGCCUUUAAAGAAAUGCACAAUGAGCCACCUCUCAUGCUGCAAAUCUCCUUUCUCCUUCACAUAAAACUUUCUUCAUGGUUGUAUAACUUUACUUCCUAGCUACUUUCGGAGAGCCAUUUGUAGACAUGGCAAUGUGUGUCCAGGGUGCUUCGACUUCCUAUUCAUGUUCUAAACCUUUCCUACUUCAUUGCGAGUCCACAAUUUUGCUGACCAUUCGGCGAGCAGGACGUAGUGUUGAUUCUUGAAUUCCAGAAGAGGAUUGCAAUUUGAUCGUAGGUUGGAUUCUUUUCGUUUUUCAUCUCAUGCUUCUUCUUUGAUUCCAAGUCCAGAAGCUUUGCCAAAAGCUUUGCACUUGUGCGCGGAAUCCGUGUCAUCGGAAAAGUUAUAUUGGCUAUAUAACGUGUUCACUGCUCCAGCAUUUAGAGACUGAUUGCAUGCAAGAUAUUCUCACAUGCUGGUGCAAUUGCCCUAUUAGUCUGCAGUGAUCAUGUAUGUUGUAUGUUGGGCAGUUUUCUUCGCAAUCCUUAGAGUCCCCGACUCCGCUGUUUGAAUCUCUGAAGGGGUUUGUUGUUGGGUUCUUGCGGGCCUACGAACUUCAUCCAGCUUUUGCCUAUUCGAGUGCUCAAUGCUUCUCCAUUGUUGUCUUGAUUGUGGAGCUGAAUGUUCUGACCCCAGGUCGAGGAAUCAUGUGAACUGUGAGUGAAUUUCAAUGGUCAAUGGAAAAUGUAUGCUUAAAGACAUGGUAGCUGUAGUCGUGUCGCUCUCGUUUCCCGCCUUCAGUCUUGAAGGUUUCCUACUUGUGCUACUAGAUGCGAGGCCCCUUUCUGAGGUUAGUAAUUCAACUCAUGUGAGACUUAACACAAACUCGGGCCAGGUCCCGAAGAAUGGUAACUGGCUGCACAUUGUUCUUCAUCAAUUUAGUGUUAAACUAAUGGUCUCGAGAUAGUGUUCACUAGACCAGAUUUUCGUAUGUGGAAGCCAUGAUCUAUGAUGUUGCGUGUAGCACGGUAGUUUCUCCCAUAUUGCAUCAGCUUCUUCUCGUUCCCUAAUCCUCUCCAACUUGAUGUUCAUUCUUCGAUGCCAGUUUACGUGACAGUUAACUAUGGGUAAUUUUGCAGCGCCGAUCAGAUUGCAUUUCUACCGUCACCAAGCAAGGUUUCGACGUCGUUCAGAUGGUGACUUAUUCUUCUCGCAAUCCUUGCAUUUGUGUCAUCUGACAUUGCAAAUGUGAUUAAUGACUGCGUCAAACGAGCCAGAGGGGAGAGUCAUGCACAACUGUACUGGAACGUGAGUCGCGGCGGCUUUUCUGUCCAGCCAGCAACCUGCAAGUCCUGUGUAUGCUUCAGGAUCGAGCAGCUUUGUAGAUUUGUAGCAAAUGAAAAUGAAACCACGAAUUGGAGUGGAUGGUGACAUGGCUGCAGAACCUGCUCAAUGUGGACCAGUACAGGAAGGGCGAGGAGCAAGAGAUAGGGACGACAGAGUCCCAUCACCAGCUGCAGUUGGGCAGAAUAGGGACAGCACGGUAGAAGCCAAUGAGGUUGAAACGGAGGUCUCAGAGGCCGCGAGAAAUCUUCUGAAGCAACAAGUUCAGACCCUCACAGCAAAAGUUGAAGAGAUUGAGAGAAAGAUUGCACUGGUAACCCAAGAAAAGAAUGCUGAAAGUAAAAGCAAAGGAGAGUCAGGAACUGGUUUGAAAGAUCGCGACAAAGGUUGUGGUACCCUCAACAAAAAGCAGCAGUAUCUGCUAGAUAAUAACAGAGGGGAUGUAGCUCGAAGCAAGCGUAAUCAAGAAUUAAUGAAUCAAAUUAGAGGCAUCUGGAGACAGAUAUCUCAGCACAAGUGGGCUUGGCCUUUUUUAAAACCUGUGGAUGUCGAAGGCCUGGGUCUGCACGACUACAACGAUGUAAUUGAGAAACCAAUGGACUUGGGCACAAUAAAGAACAAAAUGGAUGCGAAAGACACUUCAGGCUACCAGCAUGUUCAGGAGGUCUGUGAUGAUAUGCGUUUGGUCUUCUCCAAUGCCAUGACUUAUAAUCCAGAGGGCUCUGACGUACAUGUGAUGUCGAAAACCCUCUCUGACAAGUUUGAGGAAAAAUGGAAGGCUCUUAUAGAACCAAAGUUGCACUUUGAGGAAUCGAAGACUCAGCAGGAAGACAAUGAAGUACAGCUGAAAGAAGCAGGAAUGCAGGUAGUUGAAGAGAUAGACACAAAGAAACUGACAGAACAAUAUUUGCUUCAGUUGGAGGAACUCGAUAAACAGCUAGAAGACCUAAAGCGACAAGCAGCUCCUACGUGCAGGGCGAUGUCAAUCGAGGAGAAAAGGCAUCUGGGACAGAACCUUGGGAAAUUGCCUCCUGAAAAUCUGAGUCACGUCAUACAAAUCAUUGCCCAGAGAAACCCAUCGUUCAAUAUAAAUUCCGACGAAGUUGAAGUUGAUAUUGACGCCCAGGACCCCGCAACACUUUGGAGGUUGCAGCGCUAUGUGCAGGCAGUUCUAAGUGGCUCCGGAGCACGGCAGACCACGGCGAGGAACCAGCCCACCAAGCGCAGCUGCGGUUAUGUACAGAACAAAAAUUCGAGCAAGCGUGGCAAGAAGACCACCACGCCUUGCCAUGGACAACUCUCUCACGUCAUGAAGUACAGCUCAAUACCAGGAUUCUUAUCCCACCAGUAAAACUUUACUUGGUCUCCUGGAAAGAAUAAAGGCAUUUUCUGAGCAUGUUUUUGGUAUAAACAUCUCCACUUUCCUCCCUGCAGCGAGGAACUCAAGACCAUGUGUGAAUGCACAUGCCGACUUACUACAAUGGAAUUAUUAAACUGAUGCACACUAGGGUUCAUUUUUGGAGUGUGAAACUUGAAGAAUGGAAAUCAACAUCAAUCACUGGUAUACUCUUCACUUGUGUAUCGACAUAAAUAUAUAUACAAGUAUGUGUAUCGAUAUACGAUUUAUACUUGCCAUGAAUUUGUGUUCUUAGUUUUGGCACUUCCACCAAUAUAGUGUGUGCUUUGAACCUAAAACCACUUAAACUAUUUGCUUACGUACCUGAGUUCCAGGUUGUAAACUAGAUUCCUUACUGUUUUUUAAUUAAGGUGUGUUUCUUCCCUUAAAAGUGAUCACAGCUACUGUUUCUGCUUUGAAAUAUGCUGAGCGCUUUAAUCCCGACUUAGAACUCUCAAAUGUAAAUCAAUCUCCCAGGGAACGACUGAUGUUCUCAAACCCAUGUUACGUCUCCUAACCUAAACUUUCACGUCGAACCGAGCUAUGAAGAGGUACCAUAGAUUGUGACGUCCAUGGAAAGCACAAAGCAUUAUUGUAGCGGCUGGGAGAUAUAAAGAUAGGUCUCAGCCAGAAUUUGGAAAGUUGAGUGGUGUGAAUGGAAACCAGAAACCUAA
This is a messenger RNA of Physcomitrium patens, 3640 nucleotides long. Its product is annotated as transcription factor GTE6. The record is from RefSeq and is a predicted model, not a curated record. Gene Ontology annotation, molecular function: protein binding. Lineage: Eukaryota; Viridiplantae; Streptophyta; Bryopsida; Funariales; Funariaceae.